AUGGACACCCAGACGAGCACACGCGACGGUGCCACAUUGUACGUGCUCCGACUGCCACUAUCUUCCGUGUCGCAGCUCAGCACCGCGACUCCAACAAGCGCAUCGGCAUCGGGACGUGAGCGUCACCCGAGUCUGUCUGCUCGACGCCGGUUCUCGGACUUUGCUCGGCUUCGACACGAGGCAGAAGCAGCCUCGUGCAUGAACGCGCACUUCCUAUGCCAGUACUGCCGCCAGCUCCGGACGUACAUUAGGUUCCACGCCGCCCAGCCACUCUGGUUCGUGCGCGUUGUGACCACCAAGAAGCAGCGCAAAAAGAUCCUCGAGCGUUUUCUAUCAGACCUCGUGGACUUUGCACAGUCACGAGCUCAGCGCGACCGACACUGUCGACUGCGCCAAACAUUACCUAAGCUCAUAGAGGAUUUCCUAAGCAACUAA
Molecule: messenger RNA, 435 nt
Organism: Phytophthora infestans T30-4
Lineage: Eukaryota; Oomycota; Peronosporomycetes; Peronosporales; Peronosporaceae
Exons: 2
Coding region: 1-435 (144 amino acids)
Source: RefSeq, a predicted model, not a curated record